UAUCUGACAUAAUAUAGCUUUGCAAUGGUUAUAAAUGAGCGCUCAGUUUGCUUCUGAAUUUGCUGUGGAACAGUCGCGUCGCCAACAUGCCCAGAAAAGUUUACGUAGUAGGAGUUGGUAUGACGAAAUUCGUCAAGCCAGGCACUGGCGGAGAUUACCCCGACUACGCUAAAGUGGCAGUCCUUGACGCGUUAAAAGACGCCAGUGUUAAAUACGAAGACAUCCAACAAGCUUUCUGUGGGUACGUCUUCGGAGACUCCACAUGUGGCCAACGUGUCCUAUACCAAGUGGGCAUGACUGGCAUACCAAUCUUCAAUGUCAACAAUAACUGUUCCACUGGCUCAAAUGCUCUUUACCUCUGCAAGAAACUAAUAGAAGGUGGCAUCAUCGAUGUCGGCUUAGCAUUGGGCUUUGAAAAAAUGAGCCCUGGUGCUCUCGGCAAUGCUGUAUUCACAGAUCGAGCUGACCCUCUAGAAAGGCAUAUAGACAAAAUGGGAGAAAUGACGAAAGUCCUCCCCGGUCCUCUGACGCCACAAUAUUUCGGAAAUGCAGGCAUAGAACACAUGAAAAAGUAUGGCACAACUGAAGUUCAUUUAGCGAAGAUCGCGGCGAAGAAUCACCGUCACGGUGUGAAGAACCCAAGAGCGCAGAGUAAAAGGGAAUACACAGUGGAAGAGAUAUUGAAUUCGAGGAAGAUAUACGGCCCAUUGACAAAAUUAGAAUGUUGUCCCACUAGCGAUGGAGCCGGAGCAGCUGUUCUGAUGUCUGAAGAGGCCGUCAUCAAAUACGGACUCCAAAAUAAAGCCGUCGAAAUUAUUGGUAUGGAAAUGGCCACAGACACACCUGCUGUAUUCGAAGAGAAUAGUCUAAUGAAGAUUGUCGGCACGGAUAUGAUCGCUUUGGCAGCUAAACGUAUUUAUGAGAAAACUGGCGUAUCGCCAAAACAGGUGGAUGUUGUGGAGCUCCAUGAUUGUUUUGCGACUAAUGAAAUGAUUACUUAUGAAGGAUUGCAGCUAUGUGGAGUAGGUGAAGCAGGAAAGUUUAUUGAUGCUGGUGAUAAUACUUAUGGAGGGCAGGUGGUAGUCAAUCCCAGCGGUGGGUUGAUAGCUAAGGGGCAUCCACUGGGCGCGACUGGGUUAGCUCAGUGCGCUGAACUAGUGUGGCAACUCAGAGGAGAAGCUGGUGAAAGGCAGGUGAAAGACGCCCGCAUAGCCUUACAACACAAUUUGGGACUCGGUGGUGCCGUGGUACUAACAAUGUACAAAAAGGGAUUCUCCAAUGUAACACCGAGGAAAUUGUCCAAAUUAUAAAAUGGUUAUAACUAAAAGAAAACCGCACAAACCUCAUUUACACAGUAGAAGAAUCCAACAACCCGAUUUUUCAUCACAAGUUAAAAAAUCAUCACUAGCGC
Messenger RNA from Diatraea saccharalis (sugarcane borer), 1411 nucleotides. The record is from the annotation of a GenBank genome assembly. Lineage: Eukaryota; Metazoa; Arthropoda; Insecta; Lepidoptera; Crambidae.